GACAUUUCUGCUUUCCAGCCAAAGCUGAUAAAGGAAAGAAAUACCAAAUUUUCUGUUUCUCGGAGGCUUCUGGCUCUCGGUCUGGGCUUUCCUGAGCAAAUUCCGGAGACCAGACUCCGGAGAAUUAUUAAUUCGCCACAAUUGUGCUGUGAAAAUCCAAUUUACAGUUGGGAAACAAAGGGAAUCCGAGCUGUUCACAACACUCGAACCGGGCAGUUUUUUUUUUUUUUUGUCAAUUUGUGGAUAAAGAAAAAGUAGAAAUAAGGCGUUUCUUGUCUCGAUUGGGAAAAGAGGCCAACUCAGGUUUCUUCCAUUUCUGUGCUCAGAAAUUGAGCUUAGGAUUAUUAUUUCUUUGUUGAAAAAAGUCAAUUUUGGAAGAAUUGUUAACUUCCUGUUCUGAAGCCGGUUUCAAGAUCGCUGUGCAGAUAUUUUGUUGUCCUUUAUUAGUAAAAGGUUCGAGUUAGAGAUCUAGUACUCUUCGCACCGUUGGGAGGCUUAGAUAAUUGAAAGAUGACAAUCGUCCCGAGGAAGGAUAAGAAGCGAUCGAAGGGCAAAAGGGUUGUUGACGAGAAUGCUCCUUUGUUGCCGAAAAGACAAGAAGAAGAUACUGGAUUUGAUGAGUUCGAGGGAGGUUCCUUUAGUGGAGCCGUCUUUAAUCUGUCAACUACUAUUGUUGGUGCUGGAAUCAUGGCUCUGCCUGCGACCAUGAAGGUUAUGGGGCUUAUCCCGGGGAUAGCUAUCAUCUUCUUUGUUGCUUUUCUGACAGAGGCGUCAAUAGAGAUGUUACUCAGGUUUAGCAGACCAGGGAAGGCCCUUUCUUAUGGUGGAGUUAUGGGAGAUGCUUAUGGAAGGACGGGGAAAAUUUUUUUGCAGGUCUGUGUCGUUAUCAACAACGUUGGUGUGCUCAUUGUCUACAUGAUUAUUAUCGGUGAUGUGCUCUCUGGAACUUCUUCAAGUGGAGUUCAUCACGCUGGACUUUUGGAAGGAUGGUUUGGAGAACACUGGUGGAAUGGGCGUGCCUUUGUUCUGCUUGUGACUACUCUUGCUGUAUUUGCUCCAUUGGCUUGCUUUAAGCGUGUAGAUUCAUUGAGAUACACAUCUGCCUUAUCAGUUGGGCUGGCAAUUGCAUUUGUUGUUAUUACUGCGGGUAUUGCAAUUAUCAAAUUGAUUGGUGGACACAUAGCAAUGCCCAGAUUGUUUCCAGACAUAACUGAUAUCACAUCAUUCUUCAAACUCUUCACAGUGGUGCCAGUUCUUGUGACAGCAUACAUUUGCCAUUACAAUGUGCACACAAUUGAGAAUGAGCUUGAAGAACCCUCCCAGAUACAGUCAAUUGUGCGAGCUUCACUGACAUUGUGUUCAACUGUGUACAUCACAACUAGCUUCUUUGGGAUCCUCCUUUUUGGCGAUUCGACCCUUGAUGAUAUACUAGCCAACUUUGACACCAACCUUGGCAUUCCAUAUGGUCAAUUUCUAAAUGAUGCUGUCCGAGUUAGCUAUGCCAUCCACCUCAUGCUUGUCUUCCCUAUCAUCUUCUUUGCUCUACGGAUCAACUUGGAUGGUCUCCUCUUUCCCUCAGCCAGGGCUUUGUCUCAUGACAAUAAGAGGUUUGCAUUGAUCACCAUUGGGCUCAUUUCUCUAAUCUUCCUGGGGGCGAACUUCAUACCCAGUAUCUGGGAUGCUUUCCAGUUCACUGGCGCGACUGCUGCAGUCUGUAUUGGAUUCAUUUUUCCUGCUGCCAUCACUCUCAAGGACCCUCAUGGCAUUGCCACAAAGAAGGACAAGAUCUUGUCUGUCUUCAUGGUUGUCCUUGCUGUGUUCUCAAACGUGGUGGCCAUAUACAGUGAUGCUUACUCCCUGAUAAAAAAGAACACAACACCGCGUGCCUGAUCUCUCUUGGUGUUGGACCUUAUAAUCAGUGUCAGAUGGAAGGAAGCUACAGUCACCUUACAGAGAGACCCAAAAAUAGACCCGUCUGCAGUGUUAAUAGAAAAUCAGGGUUUUGUAGGAUGGCAUGUUGGGCUUAAUAACAGGAACACUUGACUCAAUAUUUAAGUUGAGUUGUUCUGCCCAGUGUAAAGGGUGGCGGCCCCAGAUUCUCAAUAUCCACCCAAAUUGUAUCAUUGUUGUACUGCUUGUGAUAUAUGAAAUGUUGUUGUGUCUUGAGUGAAGUUUAUUUUGAUUCGGGGGUGUAUUCUUGCGCUCCAUAUGAUGUGAUUUGGAUGUUAAAAUGAGAAGUUCCGAUCUUCACCCCAUUUUAUAUACAUGAUUUUAUUGUGAUGGUA
Macadamia integrifolia is the source of this 2285-nucleotide messenger RNA. Its product is annotated as amino acid transporter AVT6A-like. The record is from RefSeq and is a predicted model, not a curated record. The coding region runs from base 511 to 1890 and encodes 459 amino acids. Gene Ontology annotation, molecular function: amino acid transmembrane transporter activity. Lineage: Eukaryota; Viridiplantae; Streptophyta; Magnoliopsida; Proteales; Proteaceae. Gene Ontology annotation, biological process: amino acid transmembrane transport. The transcript is spliced from 6 exons.